Molecule: messenger RNA, 768 nt
Organism: Trypanosoma theileri
Lineage: Eukaryota; Euglenozoa; Kinetoplastea; Trypanosomatida; Trypanosomatidae
Exons: 1
Coding region: 1-768 (255 amino acids)
Source: RefSeq, a predicted model, not a curated record
AUGGGACGUCCCAUUCUACCCCGGCAACGAAACCGCGUCAAGAGAAAGAAACACAACACCAGCAAUAAUAAAACAGUUGCCUUUCAUCGGCGGCGCCGCUUUCGUGUAACCGCUUUUCUUUCUUCCUUCCGGCCCCUCUCCGUUUGUGUUGGUUUGCUUUGUUUUCUUUUAACCGCGUUCCUCACCCGGGCGAACGCCGAAGAAAGGCCAAGACCCUCUUUGACCCGAGGGCCUCUCCGCUUCCUACCCCGAAGUUCUACAAAUGGCGGUCUUUCCGCGCAUCGGUCCCGAAUUGCAUGGACCGCACGCGCACAAAAAACGCCAGAGAAUCAACAAUACAGCAUGGGACGUCCCAUUCUACCCCGGCAACGAAACCGCGUCAAGAGAAAGAAACACAAUACCAGCAAUAAUGAAAUAGUUCUCUUUCAUCGGCGGCGCAGCUUUCGCGUCACCGCUUUUCUUUCUUCCUUCCGGCCCCUCUCCGUUUGUGUUGGUUUGCUUUGCUUUCUUUCGGCUGUGUUUCUUGCCUGGGCGGCUCCAAAACGAGACAAAGUUGUUUUUCACCCUCUUCUGAGGCUUUUUCGCUUUCUUCUUGCUAGAGAAAAAACCCGACAACCCCGUGGGUGGCGGUCAGGCCCCUGCGGGUCCCCCCAAAAAACAAAAAAAAACGUUUCACGUGGCGGACGUUCCAAAAUCCGGCCCAAUCUUGGAAUUGAUUUGGGAUUUUGUCCCUUUUUUUGCGGCGAAACAACCUCCAGAGAUGUUUAA